UGCUCUCGGAGCAGGAAGUCUGUUAGCUGUUAGCUGUUGAUUAGCAGCCCCCUCAGUCUCCCGGUGUCCCGGCUCUCAGUGUGAACAUGUCCCGGGUCCAGAAGCUCCGUGACUUCGUCAGUGAGCGACUCAACGCGGCGGCCGAAGACAUUUUAGGAGCUUUUGAGAAAUCAAUCGUUAAAUAUGAAGAAGAAGCGGUUCUAUGUCGCGAGGUGAUCUCCCGACAGCACGCGCUGCUCUGCGCGCUCCACAAACCGCUCAUGGAGCUCCCGACCGCAGACGCCUUCACACAGCAGCUGCUGGAGAGAACCGAGGAGGUUCCCUCUGAGCACCAGGACCAGGAGGGAGAGCAGCUUCAAGGCCUGGACGAGGCCGACAUCAUCCAGUUCACCUAUAAUCCCAGGAGGGCAUCGAGGCCAGGUGAAGACGUGGACCUGCUAGCUGCCAGGUCCGCCCGGGUAAAACCAGGACCAGCAGUUCCAGAUCAGGAAGUCCAUCUGGUGUCGUCUGAGACUGAAGACAGCGACGACUACAGCAAAGACUCGAUCGACACCAGGUCUGCUUCAAACCAGCUGAAACCAAAGAGGAUCCGAAGACCAAGAGGACCGUUCAGCUGCCGGGUCUGCAGCCGGACCUUUAAGGCCCAUCGGUUUCUGAUCCGCCACGUUAACAAAGCUCACCUGCAGGAGGCAGAGCCGGUCUGCGGUCUGUGCGGUGAACGGUUCGAAGCAGCAGAGAAUCUGAAGCUCCACAUCCAGACUCACCGGACCACUCAGAGGAGGAAGGUGGAGCUGGAGAACCAGACCAGGACCAGGACCAGAACCAGAACCAGAACCAGGUCCAGAGGGAGACAGUUUCACCAGCCAGAAACCAAAGUCAACACUGGCGAGAAACCACACACCUGUGAUGACUGUGGGAAGACGUUUCCACAGGUGUGGAAGAAGAGAAGGCACAGGUGUCCCUCACAGGUUGAGGGAGGUAGAAGCAUGCAGAAGAAGAAGAAGAGGUAGAAGCGCGCAGAAGAAGAAGAAGAGGAAGAGGUAGAAGUACGCAGAAUAACAGGUAGAAGUGCGCAUAAGAAGAAGAGGUAGAAGCGCACAGAAGAAGAAGAAGAGGUAGAUGCCGCA
Sebastes umbrosus (honeycomb rockfish) is the source of this 1127-nucleotide messenger RNA. RefSeq names its product zinc finger protein 691-like. The record is from RefSeq and is a predicted model, not a curated record. Bases 87 to 1010 code for a protein of 307 amino acids. Gene Ontology annotation, cellular component: nucleus. NCBI's taxonomy places the organism in Eukaryota, Metazoa, Chordata, Actinopteri, Perciformes, Sebastidae. The transcript is spliced from 2 exons. Gene Ontology annotation, molecular function: DNA-binding transcription activator activity, RNA polymerase II-specific; RNA polymerase II cis-regulatory region sequence-specific DNA binding. Gene Ontology annotation, biological process: regulation of transcription by RNA polymerase II.